AUGGCUCACUCGCCCCCAGCGCCGUCGCGCCCUCCUCUUCCCCAGACGCAGACUUCAUUCCCGCGCGACUUCUCCGCCCCAAAUGGCAGACCCAGCCCGCUUGGGCCUCAGUCCCCUCCCGUGGGCAUGAAUUACGCCUCAUCUUCACCGCAAGCUUUCUCUCCCCAGCAGUAUUUCCAACCGCCCGCGGCGAAAAGACCCCGACUCUCACCAGAUAUCCAGUCCCCGUCAGCCGCCCAGAGCUUUCCAGGCACGCCGACAGGCUUAUCAGGCAUUCCAGCCAGCAAUACCCCCGUGAAUAGUGCUCCUGCUCCCACUGCGCGUCCAGCUACUUUGAUGCCGCCUCCACAGCGGCCGCCGGAUAAAGAGGAUCGAAGUCAUGAAGAUAUUUUGGCGGGCACUGGAAUCAACAUCGAGGAGGAGUCUAGGUUGCUGGUUCAGAAUGACUAUUUUGGGGGGAGCUCAACUUCGCAGACGGCAAAAGGCUCUUUUCAAUUCAACAACAACUCGUUGACGCUACCAGGUUCAAGUGGAGGUAUAGGAGCUCCACCACCGGGACAAACAGAUGGGUUGAAUGCAAGCCAGGAGCCUCGGCCGUCCGAGGAGGAAAUGAAGCAGAGGCUUGAAGAGCGUGCCGACUGGGAGGAAUCGAGACACAGUCAACAUCCCUUAUGGGACAUGUUUUUGCUGGGAGGAGCGCUUAAUGAGAGGAUACGGAACAUCAGCAUCACCGAACAUCUGGUCGAUCCGCAGUCUGGAGUGCUAGUAAACACCCAGAAGCAUAUGCCUCCGCCCACAGUGCGAGUCAAUGGCCUCGAAGGCGCUUCUCGUGUCAUCGACAAGGGUCAAGCGAUUCUUGAUACUCAAGGAAAAGGCGAGCGGCUAUCAGACAUCAUGAAAGUUAUCAAUUUGGCCGCCCAGUCCCGGAUAACCGGUCUUCUCAGUGCUUCUUCAAGACUCGCCAAGGAACGGCGGCAGCAUUCGAAAGGCAAAAUACCAGACGAAUGGCAGGAUAUAGCAGCGCCACCCAAGCUUGGGGUCGACCUUUUAGAAGCCGCACCAAGUCCGGCAGGCAGCUCCAGCUUGAAGCGCACGCAUUCGCAAGCUAACAGCCAGCCAUCUUUCUCAAACGACCCGGCGCAAGUGCCUGAAAGGUUGAUUUCCACGUUCGACAAGGUGUCAUACGGGGAGAAAACUGCCGAGGAGAUGCGUCGCCAGAAGAGAAGCAAACGGAGGACCGCCGCGAAGGAUGAAGCUUCAGCUACGCCUGCCGGUGAUAGCACUCUGGAUGCCGCCAGCGCUGCUCUCGAAGCUGAAAAGAAAACCACCAAGAAAGAGAGGAAGCUGGCUGAGACCAAAUUUACCGAACAGCAGCAACACAAGUCGGCGAAUGAAGCCGCACGGAUGGCUGUAGCAGGCAUCUUGGGUAACCGUAAAAAGGCAGGCAGGACCUUUGACUGGAUGAAUGCAGGCAAAGCAGGAGCCAGCCCAGCGGCAACUCCUGGCAGACCGCCGGUAUCAGGUCCAACGUCGACAGCCGGCACCCCCGCUCCUGAACGAACUCGAGCACCGCCAAAGGACAACCAGUUUGGCCACUGGGAUGAGGACAAGGACGCCAGAAUCCAGGCUCGAGACGUGUUGCUUGUCUUGGAGAGUGACGGGCGGGCCUCGCGCUCAUACCUCAAAGGAGUCAACUUGCCGGAGAAGAGUGAUUCUUGA
Cladophialophora yegresii CBS 114405 is the source of this 1719-nucleotide messenger RNA. RefSeq lists its product as uncharacterized. Bases 1 to 1719 code for a protein of 572 amino acids. NCBI's taxonomy places the organism in Eukaryota, Fungi, Ascomycota, Eurotiomycetes, Chaetothyriales, Herpotrichiellaceae. Gene Ontology annotation, cellular component: transcription factor TFIID complex. Gene Ontology annotation, biological process: DNA-templated transcription initiation. The transcript has 2 exons. The record is from RefSeq and is a predicted model, not a curated record.